AUGGCUCGCUCCAUGCUCCAUCGCCUCGAAGACCUCUGCAACGUCGACGUCGACGAUGCCGACACGGGACUCAUCAAGAGUAUCCCAUUUACGCCCCAUAACCCCAUCAUCACAGGGGCCCUUCUCGCCGAUGAAGCCCUCUUAAAAGACCUCGUUCGCCAACAUGGCUCCCAAGGCUGGGAACGAGUCUACGAUCAAGCUGCCAUCAACCUCACAGCCCGCAACAUCCCCCUCCUCUCCGGCCGCGUCCUCAUCCAAACCUCCCUCCGCCACAUCUCCUCCUCCUCCGCCACCAUCGCCCACGCUCGCACCCUCGCCAGUCUCUACGCAGCCGCCGGUGUCUCGCGCGACCGCUUCGCCAUCAAGCUGCCCUUUUCCGGUGCUGCCGCCGCCGCUGCGCGCGUGUUGAACGCAGAGGGCAUCCGGACGCUGGCCACGAGCGUGUUUUCGCUGGAGCAGGGCAUUGCGGCUAGUCAGAGCGGGUGUUUGUUUAUUAGUCCCUAUUAUAAUGAACUUGCGGCACACUCAGAUGCUUCUCUUCGUCCUUCUUGCGAGGAUCCCGCUCUAGAGCACCCCAUGUCCCCUCGCAUCAUCCACAUCCUCGAAGCUUUCGCCAAAGCAUACCGCGAAACCGGCAAAGAACAGCCCAUCAUGGUCAUCGCAAGCCACUUCACCAUUGGCGAAAUCAUGGCCAUGGCCGAGCUCGGCUGCCCCCAUGUCACCAUCCCUCCGCACCUCAUCAAGACGCUCCUGGAAACCCCUGACACCCUCCCUUUACCGACGACGAAAAAGGCCAAGCUCAGCUACGCCGAGUUUGCCACGGCGCAGCGGCUCACGAAGCUGUCCACCAUCGACCCCCUGGCCGGUCCGGACUGGGAUGGUGUGCUGGCGGAUAUGCAGACUGAUUAUGUUGCAAACGACGGCGAGAAGCUGGAUGAGGCGCUCAGAAGAGAUGCCAUUGCUAACAAGAGGCUGAAAGAUGCAGAGGUGUUUUUCAUUGAGAUGGAGAACAGGGCCAAAGAGGCUAUCGAAAAAGAGAUUGCGGCUCAAGGACUGUAA
Trichoderma gamsii is the source of this 1059-nucleotide messenger RNA. RefSeq names its product transaldolase. Gene Ontology annotation, cellular component: intracellular anatomical structure. The record is from RefSeq and is a predicted model, not a curated record. Gene Ontology annotation, biological process: pentose-phosphate shunt, non-oxidative branch; carbohydrate metabolic process. Lineage: Eukaryota; Fungi; Ascomycota; Sordariomycetes; Hypocreales; Hypocreaceae. Gene Ontology annotation, molecular function: transaldolase activity. The transcript is spliced from 6 exons. The coding region runs from base 1 to 1059 and encodes 352 amino acids.